CGUUGGUUAAAAAUUAUGUUUAAAAGUUGUUGUGCGCGGCCAAGUAAAAAAGUUAAUAAAAACAAACUUAAAUCCGAAAAUAUGGAUCCUCUCAGUAACUCCUCACAAGGCAAAGAAACUAUGGAAGUAAGCAGUGACAUAAAUAAUGAUAAACAAGAAACUCCAAAAAUGGCAUGCAAUCCACCCCAAGAUUGUAUAAACACUGAAGAUGACAAAAUUGAAGUUGAUCCGGUCGUUUCAAGUACUGUUUUGUCAGACCAAAACUUAAAGAGCCAAACUAAUGAUUGUCUUGAUGAAGAGUCUGAAGAAGAUAAAGAUGACGUGUUUGCGAAACCAGACUUUGUAAAAAAGAGAUUUUCUGUUGAUUUUAAAAAAAGUCGCAUUGACUUCAAACGAUAUUCUAUUGAUUGUGGUAGAAAUGCAGUUACAUUGCAAGAUCUAGCGCAUCUUGAACAAGAAUUAGCCCGCACAAACGUAGACGUACGUAUUGGCAGGCGUAAAUCCACUGGUAUACUCAAAUCGACAUCCGAUAGUGGGGAAAUUGGUGAAAAAUAUCGAGCAAAACCACCAAAAACCAGUCAAGAAUCUUGUUCAGAUGAUGAUGAUGUUUUCGAGAAAGCCUCUGUACCGAGCGAUGCAGAUGGUACCAGGGAACCUCCAGCUACGCCUGUUGGCCGCGAUGAGUUAGCUUUGCGGAGACACCGUUUCUUUUCGGAUCUAGUUUGCGCUGCUAAAGGUGCAGUCGAACAUCGUGUACGAUUUGAUCCUCUAGGGCCACUAGUUGCUGAAUCAGGUAGUGAAGUCGAUCAUACAGCGGCAGUUCACAGUCCGGCUGCUGACCUCGAAUCUCUGAUAGAGCGCUUGGAGCGUGUGACUUCACGCUUGGAGCGAUUGCCUGUGCUACGUGCUCACACGCCUACACCGCCCUGCUCCCCAGCGCCAUCUCCUGCAGGAGACGCGUCACCGAUCUUUCAGACGACAGAAAUCAUAGAAACCGACAACAUGAGCAUCAACGGCUACCAGGACUUGAUGCAGGGUCCCCUGCUCACUUACUUAGAGUUGUCGAAGCAGAUCGGCGGCGACAUCGCUACGCACGCUAACCUCGUUAACGAUGCCUUUCAACAACAGUUUCGUUACAUCCAGCUGGCGGCGGUGCGAUCUAAGCCACUGCAGGCCGAAGAGGUACAACUUCUCGCUCCGACUAGCGAAAAGAUCUCAUCAAUCCAACAAUACCGCGAGAAGAAUCGUGCAUCUCCGUUCUUCAACCACCUCUCCGCCAUAUCCGAGAGCAUCCCCGCUCUCGGGUGGGUUGCCGUGUCCCCUACACCGGCACCGUACGUGAAAGAAAUGAACGACGCCGGACAGUUUUACACGAACCGUGUUCUGAAGGAGUGGAAAGAGAAAGAUAAGACCCAUGUCGACUGGUGCCGCGCAUGGGUGCAGUUGCUGUCGGAUUUGCAAGCGUAUGUAAAGCAGUAUCACACUACAGGACUCGUGUGGGCUGGUAAGAGUGCUGGUGCCCCGCCCCCUCCCCCCGGCGGUCUGCCGCCACCACCGCCCGCGCUGCCCGACGUGGACUUCGCGAACAUGGCCGCCGACGACCGAAGCGCGCUCUUCGCAGAGAUCAACAAGGGGGAGGCCAUCACCAAUACCCUGCGUAAGGUGACGUCGGACAUGCAGACUCAUAAGAACCCUCAGCUACGGCAAGGCCCAGCUCCCUUCAAGGCGGCCGCCCCGAAGGUCCCCACGAAGGCGCUGCCGACGCCCGGCGCUGGCGUGUUACCGGACAAGCCACCGGUCUUCUCGAGGGAUGGCAAGAAGUGGAUCAUUGAAUACCAAAAGGGCAAUUCUAAUCUAGUCGUUGAGAACGCCGAAAUGAACAAUGUGGUGUACAUGUUCCGUUGCCGCGACUCCGCGCUCACCGUCCGCGGCAAGAUCAACGGCGUCGUUCUCGACUCGUGCACCAAGUGCGCCGUCGUCUUCGACAACCUCGUGUCGAGCGUCGAGUUCGUCAACUGCCAGUCCGUGCAGAUGCAGGUGCUGGGUAAGGUGCCAACGAUCUCGAUCGACAAGACGGAUGGCUGCCAGAUCUACCUUUCGGAGGAGUCGGCCGCUGUGGAGAUCGUUUCCUCCAAGUCCUCAGAGAUGAAUGUUCUCGUGCCGAACGGCAACGGCGACUAUACGGAGUAUCCCAUACCGGAGCAAUUCAAGACCGUGCUGAACAAGCCGCCCACUGGGCUCACUACGACGCCCGUCGAGAACAAAGGCUAAAUCUCAAGGAUCGUUACAGUGCGCCGGGAACUCGCUACACUUUAUUUUAUCCUCAAACCGCC
This is a messenger RNA of Vanessa atalanta (red admiral), 2333 nucleotides long. It is a transcript of the gene capt, whose product is annotated as adenylyl cyclase-associated protein 1. The coding region runs from base 16 to 2271 and encodes 751 amino acids. NCBI's taxonomy places the organism in Eukaryota, Metazoa, Arthropoda, Insecta, Lepidoptera, Nymphalidae. Gene Ontology annotation, cellular component: cytoplasm. Gene Ontology annotation, biological process: cell morphogenesis; cytoskeleton organization; regulation of adenylate cyclase activity. Gene Ontology annotation, molecular function: adenylate cyclase binding; actin binding. The transcript has 9 exons. The record is from RefSeq and is a predicted model, not a curated record.